This is a messenger RNA of Miscanthus lutarioriparius, 654 nucleotides long. The record is from the annotation of a GenBank genome assembly. Lineage: Eukaryota; Viridiplantae; Streptophyta; Magnoliopsida; Poales; Poaceae.
AUGAACACAGCCAUGGCCACCACUUCCUUAUCCCUCCAAGGCCGCCCUUCUCAUGCCCCCACCAGGAAGCUCUCCUCCCCGUUCCUCGGCGCCCCCGCGUCCUUCCUCCGGCCGCUGGCGCCCGCGCCCGCCGCCGGCCCCUCCUCGCGGCGGACGCUCGCCGUCAGGGCCAUGGCGCCGCCCAAGCCGGGAGGCAAGGCCAAGAAAGUGGUAGGCCUUAUAAAGCUGGCCCUCGAAGCCGGCAAGGCGACGCCGGCGCCGCCCGUCGGCCCGGCGCUUGGUGCCAAGGGUGUCAACAUCAUGGCGUUCUGCAAGGAGUACAAUGCCAAGACGGCCGACAAGCCUGGCUACAUCAUCCCCGUCGAGAUCACCGUGUUUGAUGAUAAGAGCUUUACCUUCGUCUUGAAGACCCCUCCGGCUUCAGUCCUGCUACUCAAGGCUGCAGGUGUCGAAAAAGGUUCGAAAGAGCCACAGCGAGCGAAGGUGGGAAAAGUAACAGCGGAUCAAGUGCGUGCAAUAGCUCAAGAGAAGUUACCGGACUUGAACUGCAAGAGCAUCGACUCUGCUAUGAGGAUCAUCGCUGGCACCGCUGCUAACAUGGGCAUCGAUAUCGAUCCUCCAAUCCUUGUGAAGAAGGAAAAGGUCCUCUUAUAG